AUGGCAGUAGUAGAGAUGGUAGUUUCAGCAAUGUUUAAAGAAGUGUUGGAUAAAUUAGUGUCCGAAGGAGUGAAGCAGUUCGUGAAGCUGUUCAACAAAGGAAAUAAUUCUAAAAAUAAAAUCAAAAUCGAAGAAUGGAAGAAUGAGCUGGAGAUGAUUCAAGCGGUGUUGAUUGACGCUGAAAGGAAGCAAUGUGAUGAGCAACACGGAGCAGCAAUCAGAUUAUGGCUCGAGAAUCUUCAAGACUUGGCUUUUGAUUUGGAGGAUCUUCUGGAUGACUUUGCGUAUGAAGCCUUGAAAAUGAAUGAUGAUUUUGAUGUUCAACAUUUCAAGAAGAAUGCUCGUGGAUUCCUUCCAACUUCCUUCCAUAACAUGGUUGGCAAUAUUUUGGCGUGUGGCUGUGGAGCUACAAGGCAAAUUGAAUACUCUGGUCCAGACUUUUCAUCUAGGAUUGAUGAGAUGAGCAACGCCUUGAACAGUAUUAAAUCCCGGGUUCCUACUUUGGGUCUCAUAUCCAACAACUUGAGGCUACCAACAUACGCAGUAGAGGAGCUAAGAAAGACGCGACAGACCUCUUCUUUAGGUGAGCCUCAUGUUUACGGGAGGAAUGAUAGGAAAGAAGAUAUCAUUUGUCCAAUUGUUGGAAGAUAA
This is a messenger RNA of Chenopodium quinoa (quinoa), 651 nucleotides long. RefSeq names its product putative disease resistance RPP13-like protein 1. The record is from RefSeq and is a predicted model, not a curated record. Bases 1 to 651 code for a protein of 216 amino acids. NCBI's taxonomy places the organism in Eukaryota, Viridiplantae, Streptophyta, Magnoliopsida, Caryophyllales, Amaranthaceae. The transcript has 2 exons.